GCCGCAGGAUUUCCGUAGUCAGCUUUUGCUUCGCACGGCAGACGACAGUCACGGGAUUCCCUGUGCUGUGUGAGUCUGUCUGUUGAACACACAGAGCCGUGCUCGCUGUUAAAGGGGCGAGCCUGGAACCGUCGACCAAAAGCCAGAGCCGAACCGGAUCUCUGCUCCUCGAUAGCAUGGCUAACGUCACCAAGAAAGUGUCGUGGUCCAGCCGGGACGAGGGAACCGGGGAGAGCGCUCCGCUUGUAAACGGGGCUGGCAAAGACACUGCACGGUACUCCAGACAGUUUUCGAAUUCCAGUAUUUUGGGGAGGCUGAGUACCGUGGAUCUUGAUGACCAGAGCAGUGAGGACACAGAAACAAGUCAUCUGAAGGAAAUCCCACACAAUGAAAAACUCCUUUCCUCAAAAUACGAGAGCCUGGAUUAUGACAACAGUGAGAACCAGCUGUUUCUGGAGGAGGAGAGGCGGAUGAGCUCCUUGGAGUUUCGCAUGCUGGAGAUCAGCCGUUGGGUGGUGUGUGCUCUCAUUGGGAUCCUCACUGGCCUCGUCGCCUGCUUCAUCGACAUCGCGGUGGAGCAGCUGGCUGGGGUCAAAUACAGUGUAGUCAAACACAGUAUUGAUACCUUCACGGAAGUUGGCGGGCUGUCCAUCUCGCUCAUACUGUGGGCUGCUCUCAAUUCAGCGAUCGUCGUGGUCGGCUCCAUCACAGUUGCCUUCUUCGAGCCUGCAGCUGCAGGAAGUGGCAUCCCCCAGAUCAAGUGCUACCUCAAUGGAGUAAAGAUUCCCCACGUGGUUCGGCUGAAGACCCUCGUUAUCAAAGUGUUUGGAGUGAUCAGCUCUGUAGCUGGAGGUCUUGCAGUGGGAAAGGAAGGGCCGAUGAUCCACUCUGGAGCGGUUAUAGCUGCUGGCAUUUCCCAGGGCAGAUCCACGUCUUUAAAGAGAGAUUUUAAGAUCUUCGAGUACUUCCGCAGAGACACAGAGAAGAGGGAUUUUGUGUCGGCAGGAGCAGCUGCCGGAGUGUCGGCUGCAUUCGGGGCCCCAGUCGGUGGGGUGCUCUUCAGUUUGGAGGAAGGGGCUUCGUUCUGGAACCAGAUGUUGACGUGGAGAAUUUUCUUUGCAUCCAUGGUGUCCACGUUCACCCUGAACUUCUUCUUGGGUAUCUACCACGGCAAAGUGGGAGACCUGUCGAACCCGGGUCUCAUCAACUUCGGGAGUUUCGAGAACGAGGCCAUGGUGUACAAUGUAUACGAAAUUCCUGUCUUCAUAUUCAUGGGGGUAAUGGGCGGCGUUCUCGGCGCAAUCUUUAACACCUUGAACUACUGGCUGACGAUCUUCAGAAUCAGGUAUAUUCACCGGCCCUGCCUGCAGGUGAUGGAGGCUGUGCUGGUAGCGGCUGUGACAGCCACCGUUUCCUUUGCUAUGAUUUACUUCUCCAAUGACUGCCAGCCGCUGGGGGAGGACCAAGCAGAGUAUCCCUUGCAGCUGUUCUGCUCGGACGGGGAGUACAACUCGAUGGCCACAGCUUUCUUCAACACACCAGAGAAGAGUGUACAAAGCCUGUUUCACGACCCUCCAGGCUCCUAUGACCCCCAGACCCUGGGCCUCUUCACACUCAGCUAUUUCCUACUGGCCUUCUGGACCUACGGACUGGCUGUGUCCGCAGGACUGUUCAUCCCCUCCCUCCUGAUCGGAGCAGCCUGGGGCAGGCUCUUCGGGAUCUUCCUGGCCAAAAUGUCAAACGGAUCUAUUUGGGCUGAUCCCGGGAAGUACGCAUUGAUUGGAGCUGCAGCUCAGCUUGGUGGGAUCGUUCGAAUGACCCUCAGUCUGACUGUCAUCAUGGUGGAAGCGACAGGAAACGUCACCUACGGCCUCCCCAUCAUGCUGGUGCUGAUGACGGCGAAAAUAAUCGGCGAUUACUUUGUGGAGGGCUUGUAUGACAUCCACAUUAAACUGCAGAGUGUCCCGUUCCUGCAUUGGGAAGCCCCAGCCACCUCCCACGCUCUCACUGCCCGGGAGGUGAUGAGCUCUCCAGUGACGUGUUUCAGCAGGUUAGAGAAAGUGGGGAACAUCGUGGACGUUCUCAGUAACGCAGCGACGAAUAACAACGGCUUCCCAGUGGUCAGCGAGUUCAGUGCCAGUGAUGAGCCUGGAAGACUCUGUGGUUUAAUUUUGCGAUCACAACUGAUUGUUCUUCUGAAGCACAAGGUGUUUGUGGAGAGGGCCCACUCCAGCCUCAUUCAGAGGAAGCUGCAGAUGAAGGAUUUCCGGGACGCCUACCCUCGCUUCCCCCCGAUCCAGUCCAUCCACGUGUCCCAGGACGAGCGCAAUUGUAUGAUGGACCUGAGCGAGUUCAUGAACCCCACGCCCUACACCGUGCCCCAGGAGACCUCCCUGCCUCGAGUGUUCAAACUCUUCCGAGCUCUGGGGUUAAGGCACCUGGUAGUGGUGGAUGAGGAAAACAGGGUCGUGGGGCUUGUGACGAGGAAAGACCUGGCCAGGUAUCACCUGGGCAAACACGGUCUGGAGGAGAUGCAGAUCUCACAGACGUGAGACCUGGGGCGUGCUGUCGACAUGCAGAGAGAGAGAGACUGACUGAGAGAGGGACUGAGACAGACUGAGACUGCCCGACUGUGAGGAGACUGGCUUCAGCACUCGCAUGGAGCUCCAGGGCUAAGGAGGGGGCGGGGGUGGUGGUUCUUCCAGUUAGGAAACGUUUCAAUGCCUUACAAAUACCUAACCCCAUCAUCCUUAAAACUGUGUAUUUUUACUUUUAAAAAUAAUAUUAGGACUUUUGAGUUUUCCCUUUUAUAAUGUCGCUAAAGCUGUUUUUCUUUUGUAUUUUGCACAAUGAGCUAGGUUUAUUAAUUGUGAUUUUAAUAAACUUUGAUAAAUACACACACAUUAUAUAUAAUGUGUGUAUUUAUCAAGGUCCUUGCCUUUCUGAUCUGGUAGUCUGAAAAGGCACUGGGUUAAUUCCUACUGAAAGAAUUUAAACAGAACCUAUACUUACCAGGAGGCAAAUUACAACAAGCCUAAAAAUACUGCUUCUAACUAAAGCGUUAAUAAAGUUUACAAGUCGCACUGCAGACUGUGCAAUGCUGUCCUUCUUCUGAAAUGCAUUCUGAUGUGAUUUGGUACCCGAAGCCUCUUUUUGUUUUUAUUUAGGUAGGGGGGGUGACAUUUGUAAGUAGUGAUUUUCUCUGGUUCUGUGGCCUUGGGUACACUGCUGUAAGCUUCCAUGGGUUUCAGCUGUUAGAGGAGCAAUGCAAGGCGACAGACCGACGCAGAAAAGGAAUCGCCAGCAGACUGAAGAUCUGUACGAAAAGCUCUCUAGAAAUCCGAGUCCUUGUUAAAUCGUGUUUUAUUUUACGAAACAGUGCAUUACUGACUCUGGAUACCAGCGGUCCCUUUCGUGGUUAGUUUUUCUUCAGGUUAUUAAUUGAAAUAUUUGAUGAUAAAUGUGUGCAGGCUGUGGUUUAUCACAGACUCUUCAGCACAGGGAGCGUCUCUCUCCAGUUACACUGUGGUGCCCGUGGCCUGUUCCUUUCUCUCUGCACUACGAGUCAGUUAUCCUCUUGUGUGGUCCGAGUGCAGAGCUGGGAACAGGUCCCCAACACUCCAGUUACCAUGACAACCCGCUAGGUGUUAUUCCAUUGAUGUGAGUUUGGAAUACGUGCGCAUCGUGUGCACGCCCUUCAGUUUGUGUGCUGUGCUGUAUGUUGUAUUUUUGCGGUGUUACAGUGUAUGUUUUAGCAGACCAUGGACACCAAAGUGAUAUUAAUAUAAUGAUGGAAUUGCAUAUAGAACCUCGUUAAUAAUAAUUCAUCUGCUUAUGAGAUUACAUUUCGAUUGUAUUGAACUUCACAGCUUACUUUGUCGGUUUCCUCCCAGGUCUGUGCUCCUGCAUAUCGUUGUGUGUCACCUUAUUAUAUAUAUAUAUUUUUUAAGACUAAAUUUAAAAAAAUGAAGAUGUUACUUGAUUUUAUACCUCGAUUAUGUGGGGAGUUGUUUCUGUGCACCAAUAAAGCUACUGAUUUAUUAGAAACAAAUGUGUCU
This is a messenger RNA of Acipenser ruthenus (sterlet), 4058 nucleotides long. Its product is annotated as H(+)/Cl(-) exchange transporter 7-like. The transcript has 25 exons. Gene Ontology annotation, biological process: transmembrane transport; chloride transport. Bases 177 to 2552 code for a protein of 791 amino acids. Gene Ontology annotation, cellular component: intracellular membrane-bounded organelle; lysosomal membrane. The record is from RefSeq and is a predicted model, not a curated record. NCBI's taxonomy places the organism in Eukaryota, Metazoa, Chordata, Actinopteri, Acipenseriformes, Acipenseridae. Gene Ontology annotation, molecular function: voltage-gated chloride channel activity.